Rotaria sordida is the source of this 1083-nucleotide messenger RNA. The record is from the annotation of a GenBank genome assembly. NCBI's taxonomy places the organism in Eukaryota, Metazoa, Rotifera, Eurotatoria, Philodinida, Philodinidae.
AUGUCUAUAUCAACGAAUUUCAAUCAAACUAGCUAUACUACAAUACGUUCUCCAUUAUGGAAUAGAAAUCGAUCAAAUGAAUCUGAUUUUUUUCGACCUGGUAGAGACAAUGAUACUUAUCUUGGAGGAAACGCAACAGAUCAAAGUCCAGAAGUUAUGCUUUAUCGUUUAACAACUCUUGUCAUUCCAUCAAUUAUCUGUUUUAUUUUUCUAUUCUACAAUUUUAUUCAUCUACCACAUCUUCGAUCUAAAUCAAUUAAUUUAUUCAUCAUCUCUUUAUUGAUUAUCAACUUCAUUCAUAUAUUGACUGAUCUACCAUUUCGUCUCUAUUAUCUCUCUCAAAAUCAAGUUCCUUUUUUAUAUCCAAUAUUUUGUCUUAUUUGGACAUGGUAUGAUGAUAUAUUAACUGCAGUUAAUCUCUUUAUUAUGGCAUUUACUUCUAUUGAUAGAUAUAUUUUUAUAUUUCAUCAUGUUUUUCAUCGUCGUUAUAAACGAUUACUCUAUCGAAUACCUAUGGUUAUAUGUUUUUUAUUUGCAACUAUUUGGUAUACAGUUUUAAUAUUUGGUUAUCCAUGUCAAAAUUCAUUUAUAUAUUUUUCUUUUCAAUGUGGAACAUUGUGUUAUUCGAAAAAUUCACAAGUUUUAACUCAUUUUGAAAAUGCUAUAUUUUUCAUGUUUCCAUUAAGUAUAAUUGUUAUUGGAAACAUUAUACUUAUUAUUCAUGUUUUUAUUCAAAAAAGACAAAUGAAAUGUCGACAUCGACUUGGUUUAUGGCGACAAAACUUUCGAAUGAUUAGUCAAUUGAUGUUUAUAGCUAUUUUAUAUAUGAGUAUAUAUGUUCCAUCAUGUAUUUUAUUAAUUAUGGGUAGUUAUGUUCGAUAUAAUCGAUUUCAAUCAUGGGCUGCCAAUGUGCGAACUCGUUAUUUUACUCAUUUGAAAUAUUUAGUGAUAUUUGGAUAUCCAUUUAUGGUACUUGUUGGGCAGAAAGAAAUGCAUCGAAUGAUCAAAAAAAAAUUCUGUCGAGCACUUCGACGUCGGAGGGUAAAAGUUUAUCCUAUGACUAUAAUGAAUACUCGAUGCUGA